Bolinopsis microptera is the source of this 5605-nucleotide messenger RNA. Its product is annotated as peroxidasin-like. Gene Ontology annotation, molecular function: peroxidase activity; heme binding. Gene Ontology annotation, biological process: response to oxidative stress. NCBI's taxonomy places the organism in Eukaryota, Metazoa, Ctenophora, Tentaculata, Lobata, Bolinopsidae. The transcript has 30 exons. Bases 85 to 4194 code for a protein of 1369 amino acids. The record is from RefSeq and is a predicted model, not a curated record.
UUUGAUGAAGGGUCUUGAUGAAAUGAACCGGCAGUUGGACAUGCUAAACAAUUAAGUUGCUCUCGUCGAGACUAAGAUCAGUGCAUGGUCGUGCUCCUUCUCUUCAGCCUGCUGCUGGCUGGGGCCCUUUCCCAAGACGCAGAGCCGAUAAGAGAGACCGAGAUUGGUAGACAAGGGGGUUUUGUGGCUUUGAGAUGUGGUUUUUCUGAUGUCACGUGGUCUAAAAAUGUCAACGGGGAACAAACAGACGUUAAGACAUUGGGGGAUAGAAGGUACAUUGUGACUGCUGACGGUACAAUGUACAUCAGCAGACUAAAAGAGAUCGAUGCUGCAGUUUACACGUGCACCAAGUUCGACACUCCUAUCAAGGAGGUCACUGUUGCUAUGGCAGCCCGCCCGACGAUUGCAAUCUCCCCAAGUGACGUUACAGUGCACGUAGGAGCUCUGAUACACUUACCUUGUGAAGCACAGGGCGAUCCUAAACCUACUAUCGAGUGGAGAGUUGGGAGAAGUCAGCUUAGGAAUGUACCAGUGAUUUCUGACGAUUUAACCGAAGAGGAAAUACGGAACUACGCCGGCGGCAACUUCCUGGUCACGGAGAAGGGCCAUCUUUACAUCCGAGAUGUUACACCUGGUUACAGUGCUCAGUACAUCUGCAUGGCUACAAAUGAUGGAGGAAGUUCCUGGGCCACCUCUAGAGUUCUCGUCCUAGAUCCUCCCAAGAUAACGACCAGACCCCAAGAUACGAACUCCCUUGAUGCUGAUAUUAUCGGUAUCGCGUGCAGGGCUAAUGGCAACCCUAACCCUAAAAUCACAUGGAGAGUCGAAACUUUCGAGAACAUAACGAUUGUGGAGCCGGAGAACCACCCUAGUGGAAGGUACGAAACAGAUGCGUACAAGACCCUGCGGAUCAGGUUCCCUCUUCCCAGUGACAGUGGAAAGUAUAUUUGUGUAGCUACCAACGCCGGGGGAGUCACAGAGGCCAGCGCCAUCUUACAAGUCCUUAUUACCCCUCAGUUUAGGGAGCCACCCAAAGAUGCGUGGGUACCGUUUGGAGGCAGUGCCGUAUUCAGUUGUUCAGUGUUCGGUAGUCCCACUCCAGUUAUCGAAUGGUUCAAGGACAACCAGUAUCUGCCCUUCUCCCAAACCUAUGAGAUCCAACAUGUAACCCGGCCAGGAGAGGUACAGGAGAGACUGGUGUUCAGGUCCAUACAGUUCGAAGAUACUGGUUUCUACGAGUGUAGAGCCAGCAAUCUGGCUGGUACCAGUCGACAUGAGUUCUCUUUAGCAGUCACUGAUGCCACACCAUUCCCCGGAGACAGAUUCGUAUCGGAUGCUCUAGAUUACGCUCAGGAGUUCGUUCAGAGUGCUAUUCAGGAGACUCAAAUCAUCCUCAAAGCCCGUUUUAACGCACCUAACUUCAACCCCACCCCUCAAGACUUGUUCCACAUGGUCAGACAGCCUACUAGACAGGCACUAUACAUGGCAAUGUCAGCAGAGGUAUUCGAACACGCGAUGGACUACAUACACGAGCAAAUUGAAGCCCUGAACGUAACCUCUAUGGAGAGGAACAACGUACCUCUUGGCUCUCUGCUCAGUCCGGAAGCUAUUGACCAUCUUGAAGAUCUGUCUGGCUGUCACCGUAGGAAACGACAGCCCAAGUGUCAGAUGAGGUGUCAGGGUAUGUCGUUCAGGUCCCACGACGGAACUUGUAACAACAUCAAGCACCCUACCUGGGGUUCCAGCCUUAACAAGAUCAACAGAUUCCUUCCCGCUCUCUACGAAAACAAGUACAAUACUCCCCGUGGUUGGGGUCGUACUCUUCCCUCUGCCAGAAUGAUCUCCCAGCGUCUGAUCCGGACCUACACUACCAAGGCUCACUCUCAGUUUAGUGUCCUUAUGAUGCAUUUCGGUCAGUUCGUCGACCACGAUCUUGCUCAGACAGUGGCAGGACCUAGUGAAACAUCAUUUGCUCCAUUCCUACGAGUACGGUGUGAACAAACCUGUACAAACACCAUGCCUUGCUUCCCAAUAGAGGUCCACAGCAAUGACUCCAGGAUAGAUGCAGCGUGUAUGCCCUUCGUUAGAUCUGCCUCAAUAUGUGGUACCGGUGACACGAGUGUGUUCGGUAAGGAAACGAGAGUAAGAGAGCAGUUGAAUCAGGUGACGUCCUUCCUGGACGCUAGUACUGUGUACGGUAGUGCUGAUCAGGAGAUGGAGACUCUCCGGGACAGAUCUGCCAACAAAGGUCAGUUGAGAGUUGGAGAGGAGUCAAUUCCCGGGAAACACUUCCUACCUAUCGAAGACAACCUUAUUCCUGAAGAAAUGGAGAGUGACAGGAGGUGUAUUGGUCGAGCUGCCACUGUAUUCCUGGAUUGCUUCAUUGCAGGAGACUUCAGAGUAACAGAGCAGCCAGGCCUGACCACCCUUCACACCCUGUUCAUGAGACAGCACAACGAGAUAGCUUACAAUCUAGCUGAAGUGAACCCCCAGUGGAACGAUGAUCGUAUCUACGAAGAAGCCAGGAAGAUUAUAGGAGGUGUCAUGCAGCAUAUCACAUACCAGGAGUACUUACCCAAGGUGCUAGGAGUUGAAGGAAUGGAGCAGAUUGGUGACUACACUGGUUACGACUCCGAUGUGGACGCCUCUCUUCUAAACGAGUUCUCUACCGCCGCUUUCAGAUUCGGACACACCCUCAUUCCACCUACUCUCUUUAGACGAGGAAAGAAUUACGACAAGUUUGAGUUGGGAGAUAUGCCCCUACACAACUCCUUCUUUACUCCCUACAGACUCUUAGACGAGGGUGGUGUGGAUCCAAUAAUCAGAGGAAUGAUCAUGCAGAAUCUGAAGUUACCUGACGGUAAACUGUCUGACUCUCUUACUGAACGACUCUUCCAUGUGGUGGCUCAGGUAGCCUUGGAUCUGGCAGCAAUCAACAUACAGAGAGGACGUGACCACGCUAUCCCAACUUACAAUGACAUGAGACAAGUUUGUGGAAUGAGACGAGCUCUGGACUUCCACGAUCUUCAGGGUGAGAUUAGGAACGCCACAACCAGACAGCUCCUAUCCGAGCUAUACUCUUCAGUUGACGAGAUUGAUCUCUGGGUUGGUGGACUUGAGGAGGAUAUUGUGGAGGGUGGUCUAGUUGGUCCUACAUUCAGAUGCAUCAUAGCUGAACAGUUCAAGAGAGUGAGAGACGGAGACAGGUUCUGGUUUGAAUCAGAUAAGCACUUCACUCAGGAGCAGAUCAGACAGAUAAAGAAGAUCACCAUGGCCAAGGUCUUCUGUGAUAGUGGAGACAAAAUCGAGAAAGUCCCAGUGGAUGUAUUCAUGUACAACUCAGAUGCUCACAAGUUCACCCAAUGUAAAGAUCUCCCUAAAUUUGAUUACUCUGCGUUUGUCGACUGUGGAGGGGCAGAUUAUCUUAGAUACCAAUCGUACCUGUACGAUGGUACACCAGGCUCCACUGAUCUUACCGGUACGAGUGAUGCCAUAUCUAACGGUCCAAGAACCACAACAGGCACCUUCGGAAGCACUCUUACCCCCGGUGGAACCACUGGGUCACCUCCAGAUGAGGGCACUGGCACCACUGAUAGUGGCACUGCUACUACUGAUGGAGGCACUGACACCACUGAUAGAGUCACUGCUGCUACUGAUGGAGGCACUGACACCACUGAUAGAGUCACUGCUGCUACUGAUGGAGGUACUUCCGCCACAGACGCCGCCACAGAAGGGGGCACUCUCACCGGGGGGAGAGGUGGUAUGGAAAAAACUGCCACCACUGUGGUAGUCUACCCGACCCCAGCCACUUCAUACGCUCGUGAGGAUCUACAGGAUGUGGUCACUAAAGAUCCUGUUGAAACUCCUGCGAACCCCAUCGAGGGAAGAGCUGACUCUGAGUUUGAUGAAGCAGUUGUCGCGCGAUUGACUGUGAGAGAUGAUCUGGAAGCUUUGAUGAAGAGUCUUGAUGAAAUGAACCGGCAGUUGGAUAUGCUAAACUAUAAAGUUGCUCUCGUCGAGACUAAGGCAGAAAAGCUGGAGGAGAGGAUGUUGGUAGAAGGAGGAUGUCUAGUAGCUGGAAAAGUUUACGAACAGAGUGAAAGGUGGAACGGAGAUGAGUGUACGGUCUGUACCUGCCAGGGAGGAGCCGUUACUUGUGAACCCAACCCAGCCUGCGCUAAACUCACCUUAUAGUAAACAACAUAGCAUUCAAUCAAAAUGCUCUGAAAAUUAAUCUGUCUCAUCACAAAGUUCGCCUAGGGAAACUUUACUCUAUUUCCUGCUUCAGCUUCUCUCCCUUAAAACUGACCAACAGGAGUACGACCACAGUCAUGACCUUUUCCGAUGCCACAUUUAAUCACACUUCUCUCUUGAGAAGUCACGAUAUACGUUCAAAAUCUGCCCUGUCAUGUAUUAAUGCUUUUCAUACAAAGUUACAACAAAGUCUUCAUGUUAUGUAUCCUGGGUUUGGACAGGAUAUUACCCGUUUAAAAUAUUUCCAUCACGUUACAUAAUUUUCAAUAAAUGUAAUAUAGAUUUGUAGUGUUGUACUUGUAAUUAGUUCAAAUAUGUCAUAAUAGCCUAGAAUUGCAAUCUUUAGCGGUGGUUUUUUCUCUGGAUAUUCUAUGAUUGUUCUUGAGUUAUCUGUUAUAAUGUUAUGAUCGAUGAAUAGAUACAUGCAUAAAAAUGGAGUCCGGGGAUGCUGAAAUAAAACUAUAAAUCUUAUUUGUUCAUUUGGUUGUGAAUUUUAUUAAGUGUCUGAGAUGAAUGAUCGUAAUGUCAUUCGCUGAUAAUUCCAAACCCGAAAAAUAUUCAACAGAUUCGACGAUGUACCAAACUGAAAGACGUGAAAUGUAAUAUUUUUACGAGAAUUAAUUUGAUUUUGAUAAUUUAUUUGAUUUUAGUCACUAAUGAUAACAAUUUUUGAGAAAUAGAGAAGGUCAAUUUCAUAACCGGUGAAUCUUUAAAAAAGGGAUAAAUACUUAAUAUUCAUACUGUCUUGAGUUUAAAUUUGAUUAAAAUUAAAUUGUGAUGUCGCCAUAGAAUUUAAAAUAUAGAUGGCGAUGUUAUUAUAUUGAGUAAUGAUCAUUACAUAGUGUCACUCCUAUUGUGGUAUCUCGUCAUUAUAAGCUUCACUUAAAUCUGUGGCGAUUAAUUAUAUUUAUUGUAACUUUAUAAUGGCGUAGGGUUGUAGAGAUUAAGUAUAAAAUUUUAUAUCAACCAAAGCCUUUGUAAUGGGCCUAAUGGCUUAAAUGAUGAAACUGGUCACCUAAUAAAUAUGAAGUUUAAUCGAAAGCAGUAUUGUGGCACACCCUUUACUAAACAAUUAAUUAAAAAUCCACGGUUAUUGGAGCAGCAGCUGGUGUGUUCAAUGUUGAUAUUUCUAACGCGAAUGUCACUGUUAGUUUACACAUUAUAAGAACGUUCAAUCAAAAUUUGUUCAUUCUACUCAAAUCUAAACGAAAACUUUAACAUCAAAGAGCUGAUAAGAACCAACUAUACACAUUACAUUUUGUGUCUGGGGAAUAUUUGGCAGUAUUUGUAAGCAUGAAUUGUUAGGCUCUUUUACUCUAUAUAUGAAUUCAUAACUCAAUGCCAUAGUUGA